Homalodisca vitripennis (glassy-winged sharpshooter) is the source of this 10586-nucleotide messenger RNA. It is a transcript of the gene kmr, whose product is annotated as pleckstrin homology domain-containing family A member 6. The record is from RefSeq and is a predicted model, not a curated record. The coding region runs from base 357 to 9290 and encodes 2977 amino acids. NCBI's taxonomy places the organism in Eukaryota, Metazoa, Arthropoda, Insecta, Hemiptera, Cicadellidae. The transcript is spliced from 28 exons.
GUGAACCGGCCGGCUGCCGGUGGAGGGGGAAAAGACCAGUUUCUUGCCAUACCUUCGCGCAUACCUGAAGUGAGUCCACGACCGAGCGGCGUUCUAGAGGUUAGUAACAGAAACUAGGCGUGGUGUCGCGUCCGAGUCAUGGCAGUGUUGUGAAGAAUCAGUCGCGACGCGGUGGCGGGUUGUUGUUGUGUUCGUGAACAGCUGAUUGUGAUUGUGUACGUUGUGAACAGGUGAUAGUGCGAGGAUAACUCACCACAUAUAGCAGUCGUGGCGCCGGAGACGCAGCUCGACCAGUGGGGAGGCACUGGCUGGACCCGCCAGUCACGUCGCCCCUCGCCAGCCCCGCCGUUAUCACCAUGACCUCUAUCAAGAAGGGGUACGGGUCGCCGACAAGACGAGGGAACAGCCAGCUGCGUUCUCCGGUGAUCAAGCGGCCGCUGUCGGCCCCCGUCACCAUACAGGGCUGGCUACACAAGCAGGGCAGCGAUGGCCUUAUGCUCUGGAAGAAGCGCUGGUUCGUCCUCUCCGACUACUGCCUCUUCUACUACAAAACAUCUGAGGAGGAGAAAUUGCUUGGUUCAAUACUGCUACCAUCGUACAAAAUCUCUCCAUGUGGGGUUGAGGAUAAAAUCUACCGCAAGUUUAGCUUCAAGGCUGAACAUGCCAACAUGCGGACAUACUACUUUGCUGCAGACACCCAGCCACUCAUGGCCCAGUGGAUGAACGCAUUAAGCCUCGCAUCGAUCCUACAGGAGAGCACCAGUUGGGAGGAGCGAAAGUCCACUUCCUCUCACCAGCAGAACCAUAGCGCAGAUGAUAGUGACUCAGGGUUCCAUGGACACUUCCGACCAACCAAUGACAGCUCAGGCGAGUGUGUCACCCCUAGUAAUGGCUGGAGACCUUCACAACAAGGUUACCAUCAGCCGCUCUAUGCCAAUGCUCCUCCUAAGCCUCGGCGACUUAACAAUGACACCUCCUCUCCCGAGAGAUCUCCUGAGCGAGCAUCUGAGGAUGGCAGUGGUAGGAUCUCCAAACUUGCUCAACCACAAGAGUACACACUGCGGAAUGAGAGAGCGUACAACUACACGGCACAACACUCCCAUCGCCCUCCACUUAUGCUACCUCCCAACUCUCAGCCGCAGGAGAGGCGGACUCCUGAUACGUAUGGAAGAUCUAAUUCCACCACUCCACAGACAGGAAAAGUUAUUUCAUCUAAAAUGAGGACUCUGGACUAUGAAGAUGUUUACCAAACUAAUCCUGAACUCGUGAGUGCAAUGUAUCCGCAGAAUGUGAUGUAUAGUAAUCAACCGGUGCAAUAUCGCCAGAAUCGACCAAAUGAUUCCAUGUGUCAUAGUAUGCCAUCAGAUGGACGAAAACGCUUUCCUCCUCGUCCUCACAGUGCAGAUUUCCUGGAGUACGAUGCUCGAAGGGCAUACCAAUCACCGACGCCUCAGAGCAGUGACUCUGGAAAUCAACAGUAUUAUAACCAAAGGAACUCUGUUCAGCCUAGGAGGCCUAAAUCUAGUUUAGACAUUGUUCAUUCUGAAACAGGCCCUGAUGGAACUCAUUGGUCAGAGGAAAGUUAUGCUAGGAAAAUGCGGCAAUCUGCUUCAUACGUUUCACCUCAAUUACAAAACCUCUCCAAUUCAUCUAGGGCAACAACACCUUCUGUCAGACAAGUCCCGAUAAUGCCAGGAUAUUAUAAUGGUCCAAUGAAUGGAGAAUUGGCAAGUGUGAUGAUGAGGCAACAUUCGGAGGCUAUCCAUGCCCAGGAGCGAAGGUGGAGUGAGUAUGUGGACAGGACCAAUGGACAGUUCACUCGGUCUGCAUCCGCUCGACUCCCGAGGCACGGGAACGAUGAUAGGAUGGAGGAUGAUGGUUCAGAUAAAAGUUAUCAGGCUGCAUUCAGGCGGAGAAAUAGCUCAGACAACAGGGACCCUGCAAUAAAAUCUCAGCAGAGAGAAGAGUCAAUGAAGCGAUUGCUGGAGUGGAAGCAACGCAUGCUCCAGUCUCCACUGACUCGAAAGUCCAGUGGUUCCAGUGGUCGAGGCACAGCUCAAAAUCAACUGUCCCAGUACUACCAGCAGGUUCAGGAUUCCAGAUCAAGGAGUUUGACAAAUGACACUCAGCCAAAUCCGAAUGCGUGGCGACGUGAUGGGUGGGAUAAGGAUGUAAUGGAACAUGCGCGAGUUGCACGCCGCAAGCACUCUGAUGCAGGACGCAGCCGUUCACAAGAUGGUCGCCGCUCAGUAACUUCUGUCAGUCGAUACAACAGUUACUCUAGCGAUGACGAAGAACCUGGAGGCACGAGAGAAUGUCGGAAACGAGUUCGCCGAUCCUCAAAAGAAGCAAGCAGAUCAAGAGUCAACUCUCUAGAGGGGAAAUCAUCAAGAGCUGCUCCUACCCCUCUCUCUUUUCCUGACUAUGAGAAUGUUACUCUUUCUGAGAAAACCAUGAGCAAAGAUAGGACUGAUAUAACAAGAACUCCGACCUCCCAAACUAAAAUUAGGCCUGACUCAGACUAUUCAAACUUAAACAAUAGUGUUGAUGAUAAUAAAAUAGAUAGAAAUUAUUCCAAUAAGAGCCCUCACAGAAACAAGUCUUCAGAGGAUUAUGGUCCAGGAGAAAGUUUUGACAGCGGUAAUACUUUAGCGGAAUCAAGUAUUCUUGGGUAUGAAGAUAGGUUUACAAUAAGUAGUAAACACUCAGACAGUGGAUAUGACACAUUACAAACAGGAGGUGUUCUACCAGCAGAUCCUGAAGUUAAUGACUUGCUUAAAUUUCGUUUCGACAAGAGAAAGUCUCCCAAUGCUGUAGUUGCAUAUCCUGUCCAUACUAAAACUGGGAAAUCUUUUGAAAGUUGGGGUGAGAAAAUAGAUGAAUCAAGACUGAUUAAAGAGUUUUCUUACCAGUAUAUUAAAUCAAAUAAGAAUGAUGGAAAAAAUUUAGAAGAUGACAAAGAUAGAAAAAGUUCAAAAGUCCUUCUGACUAAAAGAUUUGAAAUUCCACCUCAAAAUAUAGUUCAAAAUAGAAUUAAAGUUUUUGAAACAACUAAAGAAGAUGAUCAUUCUAAUUUGGCACAAAAUAAAGAAAAUAAAUUAAAAAUGCAAGAACCUUUGAAAAUGUCUUCACCAAUUUAUCAGCCAAAUGAAGCUCACGUUUCUAGCACAAAAAUAUUAGAAAUAAAACGGGAAAGUCCUAGAAAAACAGAGGAGGAAAUGUCAAAUCUUCGAAGAUCUAGAAGAACAAGCCUUCAUGGUUUUGCAUUAGGAGAUGCAAUUUCAAUGUUGGAUGAAGAAGCUAAAUAUGCAAAACGAGAAAAUCUCUCAAAUGGGCAAAAUCCAAAGUCUGUUAAAGAUUUACUUGCUGAUUUUGAAAGGAAAUCACAACUUGCCCAAGAACAAUUAGCAGCUGAAGAAAAAAGCAGUGAAGACAGUCCUGGAAAGCGAUGUGUUUUUAGUGAUACUGAGACAUUGUUAUAUGAUACUUCCAGUGAUGUUGAGAAUAAUCACGAAAGAGAAGUUUUAUCUGGGCUUACAAGAUCUGAAAUGACAGUUAGUGAAGAUGAUGAAGAUAGAGAUGAGGAGGUUGCUGCUGUUCUAGGAAGAAAAGAUAAAUUUGUAAGCUCUUGUAGGGAUUUGGGAAGGAAAAUAGAUUCUAAACAAAGAAAUAAUAAAUCAUUCAAUAGUAGUGCAGAUCAAAAUGAAAUAGAAAAAAAUGUAACUCCAGGAUAUAUGCGACUUAGUAUGACAGAGUCAGUAGUAACUUAUGAAGAUUCUGGAUCACAUUCAAGUACUCCAAAACUAGAACAAACAAAAAUUGAUGAACACAAACCAAAACUGUCAAGUAGUCCUGAACAGCAUUAUAUGCCAAUGACUCCAUCAAAAAAACCUUUUGUAGGACCUAUAAUUGACGUUUUUGCUCACACUAGAACUAGCUCAAUGUCUCAGAGUUUUACUGCUGAAAAUGGUGGAGAAGAAAGCUCAUAUGUUGAAAUGACAAAUGGAAAUAUCCAAUCACUUUUAGCUCCAGAUUCUGGCCAAGAACAGGUUUCAUCAAGUGUUCUUACAGACACACAAAAUUAUUGUGAAAUAAGAACUGAAAAGGAUUCUGUUCAUUAUGAAUUUCUUUAUAAAGCUAGUACAUCUGUGGAGCCUUUAUACAUGGAGGUUAGCCCUCUCUUAGAAGGAGACAACAAUGAUGGAAAAAACCAUUCAUUCAAAGAAAAUUCUACUUGUCCACAAAGGGAAGAGACUGAAGGAGCUGAACAACCUCCUACACCUCCUAGAACAGCACUACCUGAUAUUUUAAACCCUUCCUUGAAUGGUAACCAAAAACAAUCAUCUAUAAAAUCAGACAGUUCUGAUGCAGAUGAUGAAGCAUCCAAAGAUUUAGAUUCUUUAGAUGCUCCUCGGCAUCCACGAUUUAGCCUCUCUGAUACAUUUAGACCUGCUUCAUAUUAUCUGGGGGCUAGCAUUGGUGAGAGAACACUAAUUGGUAUGACUGCAGAACAUCCAGAUUCUUCAGACAGUGACUUAGUAUCGCCUCCUCCAAUUCCCACAAGCCCUCCUCCUCUUGAUGAUUUGGAAACAAGUUUAGAAUCAGCAGUUGACGUUAAAAAAUUAUCUCCUGUACAGAUAAAAAGUGAUUCAUGCAAAAUUGACAUUGAAGGUAAAGAUAAUAGCAGAAGGCUUUGGAAUCCUACUCCUCUUUUAGGAAAAGAUGUAAGAAGCUUACAGGAGCGAAUGGAAAGUCUAAAUUUAUCCCCAAUUCUUGACGAUAAUUUAAGUUCUGAGACAGACUCGGUAGACUCAAGCAAACGAGACCGAUUGCUGAAGAGAAGACCUGUUUCUGCUGACAUUCUUAACAGUUUACAAGAUCCUGGUUUCCUCCAUUGUUCAUCCCUAAAUGGAAGACAGUCAGGAGGAAGUGAUUUGGACUCAGUAGGAAGUAGAAAUGGACUCGCAAUGGACUUGGAGGAAGGAGAAGGAAUUGAUUUUGACCAUUACUUAGAAGAUUUACAAAACAAUAGUCAGUUGGCUCCGAAAUUACCUGUGAAAGACAUUAAGUAUGACUGUUAUAAAUCACAUGAAAAUCAAAAAUAUGAUUCCCAAAAUACACCAUCAACAAUAGUGAUGCCAGAAUCCAUUUCUUACACUCCUGAUGGAUCAAGUUCAAAUAACCAAGAGUACAGAACUAAGUACAAACAACCAUACCCUUAUCCAUCUCCCCUAAAUCGAAAUGAUGAGGUGCAUUAUGAGAAUCUCCAGGGUCUGUUCCCUCCUCCGCCAUCUGCUGAGUAUCUUCAAGAGUUAUCAUCUGAGAAUGAUACAACAAUAAGGUAUUCUAGCCCAGAAGGUGGCCUUCCAAGAUCUUCUCCAGUAAGAAUAGUUGAAGGCCAAGCAAACAGAGAAAUAAAUUUACAAGCAGGUGCGCCCUAUUAUUAUUCUGAUUUACUUAAAGCAGAGCAAGCAAAUCAAGCAAGCAACAGAAUGUCAAACAUAUCUAGAUCAGUUAGAAUGCAACAACUAAACAAUCAAAGAGAGGACAAUAAUCUAACAGAAGUAAAUUUUCUCAAUAAAAGAAAUGAUAUAGGUAGAAGAGUAAAUGCUAUUCAUCAGCUUCUACCAGGACAAGUGAUAGACAGAGAUGAUGCAGCAAAGCUUGCUGAGGAACUGAGAACAACUUCAGUCCAUUUUCUGGGUACAGCUGACAAGAUUGGUCAUGUAGAUGAAAGAAAUUUGUAUGAAGCGGAUACUUUACAGAGAAGAAAAGCUGUAGCUAUGAUAGAGCAAAGGUAUCGAUCUCAAACUCCUGAUUUGAGAAGUAGUGCAAGAAAUCUGUAUCCUCAUGGUAUUCGUGAUAAGAAUGAAAUUAUACAUGGUCAAGAAAGACAACCAAGAAGAAGAUCUAGAUCUUUGGAAGGUCUCCUUGACGAACCAGAGUUUCUAGAACCAGAACCACGACAAAACCGAGUUUCUCCAGGAAGUGCAAUAUCAAGACUUCUUCAAACUACUCAACCUCAGCCUCAAAGCUGCAGAAGUCCUGUUCCAACAAUACCAACAACAAAUGCUCUAAGAUCAUCAAGGUCUAGGGCUCCUCCCCCUCCUCCUGAUGUAUGGGAAGAGGAUUCUCUCUGGAGAGAGAGUUUGAGAAGGGUCAGCAUUAGACAUACACGAUCUCUAGAUAAUCUAGACAGAGAUUCACCAAGAGAGGUUACUCCAACAGAAAAUAGAAAAGUAAGUCGUGAAGUAACUUAUGUAAAUGACAGUGUAACACUGCGAUCAAGAUCAAAUCACCGAGAAUAUGAAGAGGAUUACAGAGAGGGACGUUUAAUCAGACAAGUACGAGCACCAGUAGAGCCUGAGGUCGACGAUGGGGUUCAUUACGAGCGAUUGGUGCCACGUGAUUCUGAAAUUCUUGACAGGACAAGAAGAGGUCAAACCUACAUUGAAGGCUAUGUGUGGGACGAGGAACGAGAAAUGUUUCAUCGUGGAGAAAAGUCGAACAUGCCUAUUCGUGAUCCUCCAAGGAAACCGUCUCAGCCUUUUUUAGAAGUAGGCCUGUACCCAACACGUCCUCCUUCAUUCGAAAUCGAUCGAGAGAAGUUACGCCAGUGGGACCUCAUGUCGAGUGCUCCAGCAGGCAUGUUGGGCGCUGGUGGGGGAGGGGGAGGGGGGCUGAGGCGAGGGGCAGAGAGUGCGCCACUAGUCAACCUAGCAGACAACACGCCUCCCAGUUCACCAGCGUCAGGCUCAGGAUCAGUGAUUGGCAGAGAUCCGUUGCCGCCACGUCAGGUGGUGCCGCCGCCCGUGGUCGACCAGGCACCUCCCAUCACUCAUAAUCCAGAUCUCAUCCACCACAAGAGGCCGGAGAGAGGAUGGAGCCUACAGCUGUCUGCGGGGGAACUGUUGGGCCGCACUCACGAGGAGUUGGUACUACUGCUGAUACAGUUGAGACGACAGAGUGCAGGCUUCUGUAAGGCUAUGGAGGCUUGUCACAUGGAGAUAGAAGCUCAGGCCAGACUUGUGGAAUUGGAAACACCUAAGCGAAUGGAACACCUUCAGAAAUUGGAAGAUCUCAAGAGGCAUUUACUUGAAUUAGAAAAACAGUACGAGAAAGGUAAACCACUUGUAAACCUGGUGGAUAACAUGGUGAAGCUGGGAUCACUAUACAGGGUGGGGGCACCGCUCCCAGGGGCAAGUCCCACCACGGCCCCACUGCUCCGAGAUCGGCUGGAGUUCAACCACCAGGUGCAGGAGCGGAGACUGCUAGCUGAGGAGCGGAGGGACUGGGAGAGACUCAGUCCUGACCACAACCAACUGCAGGCUAAAGUAGAACAACUCUACCGACUUGACAGACUUCUGCAGGAAGAAUCUGGAACUUUACAAAGUCUGCAGCAAGACAAGGAGAUGCUAGAGCGAGCACUUGGUGGACUGAGACACAAACUACAAGCUGUUGGCAGCAACCCGGCUCAAGCAGAGAAGUACCGCAGACAGCAGAGACUCCUUGAGCGAGAGCUUAGCAGGGUGAGGUCCAUCCUUGCUCAUAACUCCAAGAAGCUAGAGGAGACAGUGGCAGAGAAUGCAAGGCUGGAGCAGGAACUGGUAGUGCUGCGCCAGAAACUGGUGUGGUCUCGGCGUGCGCCAGACCAGUCAGUGAGUAGCACCGCACAGCUAGAGGCCGAGCUGGCUCGAGUACAGAGUCUGGUCGGCGACCUGCAACGCCAGAGGCUAGAACUCUCCUCACAGGUGCGACAGCUGACAGAACGCAGCAACUCUCUUAGUCAGCAGAUCAGGCCAUCACCUACUGGAGUACAAGCCUAUCAAAUGGGAUAUUAUAGAACAUAUCCAGGAGUGGGAGCGGUGGGCAGCAAGAAAACACUGACCAGCAGUUGGCUAGAGACUGACCUUGAUACCCAAGUCACACAAGACUUGGGCAGGGACUCCCCUCUAGCACCUCAGGCAUCCCCUCUUUAUGUCAACACUGAUGUCUCCAAAUCGCUUGAUGUCUGCUCCACCUACGAGGGGAGCGUAUCUCAAGACGAUCAGCAGGAGUUGACCAGUGCUCCCCCCACUCCUCAGCAAGCUCCUCCCCCUCCUCCACCCCCUGCCCAGUCUCCUGCCCAUUACACCCGCCCUAUGGCUCCCAUGGAUAUCAGUGAAGCAGAUGAUCGCAUUAAGAGAUUUUAUGGUAUAAUUCCAAGAGAUAAACCUCAGGAAAUAAAGACAGUAAGGAUUGUGAAGAGAGAAUCUGAGAGGAGACAGAGGGACCGAGAUCGUAGUGGCAAUAUCGGAAUUCCACUCACAAACACCACCACAGCCAAAAGAGUCACCAUCAUUGAGGAAAAUGUGCCUGUGGAAUCAGUAGAUAGAGGCUUGGGUCGUGUUGUGGAAGAACAACCAGAACCUCCGAGUGAAGUAUUUGGGGGUUCAUUGGCUCCCCGACCUCCUCCUGCUCCUGGCCCUCGUUCUGACUCCGUACAAGCCCUCAGGAAUCUGGUCACCCGCCAGAGGGCAAGGCUGGACAGUGACAGCACAAGCCCCAGUCACUCAGUUUCGGCCCACGAGCAGUUGUUCGGUAGCAGCGACACACUCUUGUCACCCCAGCUGUCACCUGUGUAUCAGAGCCAAGCAGCACGCCAGAUUGUCGAGGAAAUGGCUGUCACCAACCGACGAGCUGUUCCCAGAGAAAAGCGUCGACACCAUACUGUCAGUGGCAGGCCUUUGCUGAGGAUAGACACGAGUUACUCAGCGGGUGGUUCUCGGGAUGACUUGGAUAUGGAGCGAGCUCUGCGACCACGUCUCAACACUCCGGAUGUUGUUCGCUCCACUCUCUCUCGCUCUGAGGUCAAGUACACAACAGAGACUAUAGAUAGCAUACUGGGCACACCAGGCAAGAUUCUGAUCCCUGAGAGAUAUGUGCCAGAGUCCACUCCGGAGUUAUCAAGUGAGGAACAGCAAAGGCGCAACAAGAAGGCUGAAUCUAUCAGAAAAAUGCUUUCUGAAACUACCCAAAUUUCUGCACCUGAUGACAAUAAUGAACCUGUAGAAGAAGAUGAAAAGUCAUUAACACUGAAGAAGAAAGUGGCUGAAGAGAAACGACAGAGGGAGCACUUGCUUCAGCUGAACCAAAUACUAGCUCAUCAAGUGAUGGAGAAGAGCAAGAUGGUGGCUGUGAGGGCUUUGGCAACGUUACCACUGUCGACAACACAGACUGAUGAAAGUGAUUUGUCCUCACCGGAGGAGCCGUUGCCACUCUACCAACAACGAGAGAACUACUUCUCUUAACACUGGCUGGACAAGGCAAGGCAUUGCUACUUCUGCACUGAAGUCUGAAGUCACUACCGACUGCUCCCUGACUACCAACAUUCGAUAACUGGUUGUUCUACUCUAUGUAGUAUCUCUUAAAAUAGGAUUUUUGGUGCAACUUCAAUGGUUCUGCUUUUCUGUACUGCUUCAAUUGAAGUAGAAUAUAACUAUCUAACAUGAACAAGCUAAGUAAGUGUAACUAUUCUAUCUAAAAACUGAAUUUGUACUGCUUCUAAAGUACUGCUAGUGAGAUUCAGCAACUUGUUGGGCACUUCAGGGUCAUAGCCUCAGUAUUACAAUAAUUAGUGUAUUUUACUUGGUUCACUAUUUAUAUUUUUUAAUUUUUAUCAUGAGUAUAGACAAAUGUUGGCUCCAUAACUCUAAGAUGACUAAUAAAAAAGCAUCCUAGUUUGAUGUAAAACCAACCACCAUACACAUAACUUGAUUUGAUAUAGUAUAUUACCAGCAAAAAGUAGUAUAAUGCUCAAUGACUAAACUGUAUAGUAACACAAGUUACAUAUUUUUUUAAUAAUCCGUUUUAUGUUAGUCUGCAAAUAAAUUUUAUCUAAUUUAAAUAUAUCAAGUAUUCUUCAAGUUUGGUUAAAGUUUGUUAAAUCUGUUAAUCAUUUUUUACCCAAGCGUAAGUUUUAUUUCCAUCCAAUAAUUUUUUCUAGCUAGACUAACCGUGCAAUCUCCCCUCAUACAUUUUAUAAUUUUAUCUGCAGAUCUUCAUACAGUAUAGAGCUUAGAGUAUAAAUAUAAGCACAAUUCCCUGUUAUGACCCUAUUAAUUAUACUGUAUUUAAAUGUUCCCUUUGUAUAUAGAAUAAUGAAUAUAUGUAUUAACCUAACCAUUAAGUAUUUGCUACCAAACUGUUGUUUUAAGAUAACAAGGCUCAUGAGUUUGUUAAAAUUGCUCAUAAUUUGGCCUAGAUAAGAUAAGUUUGUAUAAAUAAUUAAUUAACCUUGAAUUACUGUACAAAAAUGUAUAUUUUGUUGAAUUUUAACCAAGUUUUGUAAAGUUGUUGAUUUUAGCAGAUUACUGCUAUUAUUGUUGAUAUGUGUAAUUUGGUUUAGUCUAAACCUCUAGUUAAAAUAUUUAUAUUGUUACAUUUUAUAACAGAUUUUUAUCUGUAAACAAAUAAAUAAACACUUUAAAUGGAUUUCACUUUUAUAGGUAAAAAAAAAAAAAUAGUGAAAUGCAUUUGUAAUGUUUGUUCUAUUAUGUACUUAAUGAUGUAUUAUCAAAUCAAUUAAAAAUAUGCAUAUUUUCGUA